Tigriopus californicus is the source of this 2625-nucleotide messenger RNA. RefSeq names its product glucose-6-phosphate exchanger SLC37A2-like (gene MFS16). Bases 774 to 2435 code for a protein of 553 amino acids. The record is from RefSeq and is a predicted model, not a curated record. The transcript is spliced from 13 exons. NCBI's taxonomy places the organism in Eukaryota, Metazoa, Arthropoda, Copepoda, Harpacticoida, Harpacticidae. Gene Ontology annotation, cellular component: membrane. Gene Ontology annotation, biological process: transmembrane transport. Gene Ontology annotation, molecular function: transmembrane transporter activity.
ACCACUAUUUCAGAGGCCAUGUCGGAGGCCAUCCAUGUUUUUCGUGGCCAUUGUGCUUCAAAGAUAUUCCCCUUUGGGAGACUUUGAUUACCUGGCACAUCUACGUGAAAACUGGUGGGCUUGGAUUCUUGGCCGUGCCAACUCUUGGUCCAACUUACUCUAUGACGCCAGGGCUCCGCUGAGUCGAACCCCAUGUCCUCCCCCUGAACUGGCUGGUGGCGACCCGAGCUACCCCCAUCGCCAUUCAUCUCCUCAUCGGGCACGCUUCCGUCUUUGUGCUCCCUCUCCUCCCCGCCGUCUUGAGCGUGUUCAUCCCCCAUCGGCACCUCCUCCCCGCCGUCCAAGAUCAACACAUGAACAGAACGAACAGAUCAGACAGAGAGAAAGAGCUCUGUCGAUUAUCGCACAAUUGUUGUACAAGUGCUCCUGUCAACUACUACUACUACUACUACUACUACUACUACUACUACUACUACUACUACUACUACUCCUGGACUAUAUUAGUGGGCUUGUCGUCAUGUUAUCAUCGCAUUGCAUUGCUAGUUUGAGUGUGGAUCGGAAUCCUCCUGCUUUGUGGCUGAUUCGGGAUUUCCUGUCCAAUUGGUGACGCGUAGCCAGCCCCUCAUCGGGCCUUUGACAUUGGACAUUGUGGCAAGAUUGUCGGCGGGAUCCCACUACAAACGAUUGGAGGGCGUAUCGGUCGGGCGCUUAGUCCGACUUGGAAACUCCCCUGGGCCUGGACUCGUCAAACCCUCUCUACUCUCGUGGGCAGCAUGCUGGUGGAUAAUGCGGGUUGUCCCCGGGUGGUCCGAUGGAUCCAACCUUGGGUGUGUCCCAUUGCGCCCGCGGCUCGAUUACAAUCAUACAAGUUCUUCAUUCUGUUCCUGACCUAUGUGGCCUAUACGUGCUACCACAUGUCCCGCAAACCCAUCAGUGUAGUCAAGACCAUUCUGUUGAAUUGCACGGAGUCAGCCGGCGAAAAAGGCAAUUGCACCUCGUUCAUUGACCAAAUGAAUGGCCAGGAAGAGCGGGAUGCCAAACGCAUUGAAGGCCUGUUGGACACGUCUUUCUUAUUCUCUUACGCCUUCUUCAUGUUUAUCAGCGGUUUUGUGGCCGAGCGCGUUGAUUUGAGGUAUUUUCUGUCCACGGGCAUGAUGCUGUGCGGAUUGUUCACCAUGGCCUUUGGUUUGGGCAAGUAUUGGGAGAUUCACAGUUUCUACUAUUAUCUCACCAUUCAGGUUUUUGCGGGCGCUUUUCAAACCACGGGUUGGCCUGGUGUGGUCACGGUGGUCGCCCAUUGGUUUGGCAAGGGCAAGAAAGGCCUAAUCUUUGGGAUUUGGAACUCGCACACCUCCAUUGGCAACAUUUUAGGAUCGCUUCUAGCAGGUGUUUACGUGGAAACAGAUUGGGCCAUGUCCUUCAUCCUCCCUGGUAUGAUCAUCGGCUCGGUUGGAUUCAUCUUCUGGUUCAUCUUGGUGCCCAAGCCCGAAUAUGUCGGAUUGGAUGUGGAUUCCAGUAGAAACUAUGCCGGUUUAACCAGUGUGCCAACUUCCGGACCCGGUUCGGACACCGCCUAUCAUGAACAGCCUCGCUCUGGAGAGACCACGCCCCUUCUGGGAGACUCUGACGAUGAUGAUGACGGAUUGCAAGUUCUUCGACGAUCUAACUCUACGUCCGAGAGCAUUGUAAAUGCGAAUAUUGUGGACCCGAACGAGAUUGAGGCCAAUCUUCAGGAGCACCAUUCAAGUCCCAUCACAUUCUGGGGUGCCUUGAAAAUCCCAGGUGUGGCAGAAUUCGCCUUGUGUCUUUUUUUUGCCAAAUUAGUGAGUUAUACCUUCCUCUUCUGGUUACCAACGUUCAUCAAAGAGAACGGUAAAUACAUAACGUCGGAAAAUGCAGCCUAUCUUUCCACCUUGUUCGACAUUGGAGGCAUCCUGGGCGGUAUAAUUGCCGGACUAGCCUCGGAUUACACCGGCAAAAGCGCCACCACGUGUGCUGUCAUGCUGGUUUUAGCAAUUCCAAUGCUGUUCACCUACGAAUGGUUCGGAAGCAUCUGUCCCAUCAACUGGCAUGUCUCCAACGGGUGCUUCUCGACCAAUGUGGUUAUGUUGCUCAUGGUGGGCCUUUUGGUCAACGGGCCCUACGCUCUAAUCACGACCGCCGUGUCGGCCGAACUUGGCACUCAUCCGAGUCUUCGUGGAUCCUCGAUGGCUUUGGCCACGGUGACUUCGAUCAUAGAUGGAACGGGAUCCAUUGGAGCGGCCAUUGGACCAUACAUGGCGGGAGCUAUUCCUGAGCUCAAAUACGUGUUCUACAUGCUCAUGGGAGCGGAUGUGUUGGCACUUAUUUUAUUGUCGCGGUUGGUCUUGAGAGAGAUUUCUCAGUAUUUCAACUCCAGGCAUCAAGGCACGGUUCAGCAUCACCGUUUUAGCUGAUGUUUUCUAUCGAAAUCCAGAAAGAUCUGAAGCGAAAUAAUAACUUUUACUUAACUAAACCAAACUACCCGUGUGAUAAUGUAUCAGCUUUUGUCCUGUCAUGUGAAAUCCCAAUAUUUGUGACCAUCAUUCAUCUGAACUCGUUUGAUAGUAGAUAAGCAAUAAACAAGUACAUUUUGGUUUUCUACAA